UCUGCCAACGUGCUGAAGUUUUAAUUUGCGAUCACAAAUUUAUAACAAUGAAUCCUUGGAUGCGGUGGCGGAUUUUCGCGGAUAAAUACAACAACUAUCUUCUUUAUUCUGUGAUGGGAGCGAUGACUUGUGCUCAGGUAUACUUACAGUACAAAAAUUGGAAAGGAGAAAGAGUUACACCAACUAAGGAAGAGUUAUAUAAGAAGGGACCAAUAGUAAUAAAACUAGAAGAGUACCUCAGAGCAAUAGCACAAAGUCCAUUCCUAACAAAGAAAACAAAAGAUCCAUUUAAAGAAGAUGAGGAUCAGUAGCCUUGAUGGAAGCCACAGUAAAAAACAUGGCAACUCUAUUCACAAGUCAAGUUGAAUACAGAAGACACAAUAACAGGAUGCAUCUUAUCACUAAGCUACAAUCCACUAUGCCAAGAACAGACUGAAGCCUUGAUAACCUCAGGAGCUGCGAUUUGAAUAUUGUGGCCUGUUUUCGUGCUCUUAUCUAAGUGGUCCUGCAAAUCCAUGAUUGACCUUGAGAAGUGACAUCUCAAAAAUGACAGAAAUGUCUUUUAAUUUAAGUGAUUAUAUAAUUUGAUUGGAACUCUCUCACAGAUUUCAUAAACUUAAGUCUCUGAGCAGGACGCUUGUGAACACAAACAGAUUUCUGGCUUUUGUUUCACUGCAGAUUGAAAGAAAAGCCAGAAAUCUGAUAGUGUUCACAGACUAAUGAGCAGGGAGGGCAAAUGUUUACUUCAUCAGAGUAAAAGAUAGUAACUCAUAUAUUUUGUUACAGAAAAAAGUUCUGUGAUAUGUUGAAAAAAAAUAAUAAUACAGUCAAAGUUGUGUUCACAGGUGGUCUUUUUGUCUGGUUUCCAACUCUUAAUGAAACCCCUGCACUCUAAUCUACAACUGAAGACUGAAGUUUCCUUUUGUACAGUUAGCGGCUAAGAUAUCAACUUUUUUAAAAUUUUAGUUUCAUUGAAGCCUAGCCUUAUUCGAUUUCAUCAUAAUUUUUCUAUUUUUACCAGUAGGUGCAUAUUCAGACCGUUAUUUUACAUAUCCAGGAGUAACUCUCACUUCAGAUUAAAAUCUACAUGUAAAAUAACAGAUAUUUUGUAACAUGCAUGCAUUACAUGCAGGUGUAACAAAUUUUCGGCCAACAAAUAAAUAAUGAAUUUUAUUUAAUGUCAUUGUUUCCAAAACAAGGUUUUGUUCAGUACAUAAUUUUCAAGCCAGUUUCCUAUAUUAUUGUAUUUGAUAAUAUGAAAUGAAGAAAAACUAUUUCACAGUAGAUUCAAAGUUGUGUGGCUGCAACCCGAAUCAUAAAUCUCCUAAGUGCAAGCUUGAACUUGUUUUUCACUUGGUCAGGCUAACAAGGAGAAUUACCAGAAAGAAUUAAUGUGCCUCUCAACUUGGAACAAAACUGGUGCAAUAUAUAAUUAAAAAGGUGUCAAUCAUAGUGAAUAGUUUGUUUCUUUAUGAAAUGAUACACAUUUUUUCAGAUACAGUUGGACCUCUCUAAUUCAAACUCAGUUAUUUUGAAUUCUCCAUUAUUUCGAACUCAGAACCAUUUCCUCAGGAUUUACCCUUCAGUCAUUUAUUAUGGGCUAUUUCAAACUCUCGCUAUUUUUGAAAAAUUUUCAUUUCCCAUGAGAGUUAGAGGGUUCAACUAUAUUGUUUCUUCGGAGACUAUAAUUUCAAGGAUUUAAAUGUCAUCAAAAAGCUUGCUUUUCACUUUUGGUACUCAAAAGAAUUGACUUCUUCCAGAUUCUUCUUUCCAACUGUUAAAAAUUAAUACCCUAGGGUUUUUUAAAAACUAUUAUAAUUUUUUUUCUCAAAAUCACUUUUCCAGACCCAAUAUUAUAAUUAUCAGUUCCUGUCAAGAUUAUUCCAGGAAAAAAAAAACGAUUCAGUGAUUUUUUGAAAGACUUCUCCAAAAGUGUGGUUUGGAAUUUGAUCAUUUUAAAACAGAAUGUGGGUAUUUCCCGUCCCGAUUGUCCUGUAGUCCAUUACAAGUUUAUAGUUCUGAAGAAGACUCAAUUACGAAGUCUCGUUACUAUGGUAACGGCGCAUCGGAUUCUAGAAGGGAACAUCGUGGAACGUUAGCACAGCUGGGUUUAUGUGAAGUAUUUCCUCCUCGUUGUUGGGUAGCAGAGCACCUCAUCCUUUCGACACCGCAAAGAAGUAUUUUUUCGGCGACUAUGGCUAUGGACGGGGCAUAUAGACUUGAGCUGGAGCCGCAGAAGAAGAACGUCUUUGUAACCCAGUUGAGAGACGACGAUGAAGAUGACAGCAACGUCCGCAAAUUUCCCAUCGUGGAAGAGUCAGCAAGCAAACUACUUGACACCGGUCUCAACACAGUGCAGUCCACUCUACUCCUCAAGAAACAGGUUGAAGUGGAAAAGGUACAAGAAGACUUGGAUAUCAAAAGGCGUCAGUUUGCAGAACGCAUGGCAGCUUGCAAGGCUAAGGAGGAGGAGCUUAAAAAGAAACAAACUCAGAUUCGUGAACGAGUUGGCAAGUUUGAGAAGUUUAUAGAAGAGAAUGAUGCUAAAAGGAGGAGAGCAAUUCAGAAGUACCAGACAGAAUUGAAGCUUAAAACCCAGAAAAACAGAGAACUUGACAUUUUAUCCACAGAAUUAGAGCAGCUUAAAGCAAGAAAUGGGGCUCUGCAGGCAAAGCUGGCAAAACAUUCAGUUUAUGAAAAAUUCCUGAUGAAAGUUCUUGAUCAGUUACCAGAAGACUAUCUUGAAGCAAAUGACUCCAUGUUAAUGGGAAUCAUGAUGAGGUUUAGAACAUUGAGUGCAACAAAUCAAUCACUCGUACAGAUGUUAGGAGAUACAUCAGAUCAGGUUGAAAGUGAGCAACAGAGGCUACAGGACUUGAAUCAAGAACAUACUCAAAACUUGCUGUUGAUGAACAGUGAACUGGCAGCACUUCAGGAAAAACUGGAGGAGACCGUGCAAUGGAAAGAGAAAAUUGACCAGUUCUUAAUCAAUAGCAAAGGCAUUUACAGACAGCAGAGUGAAAUGCUUGGCUGCAUCAGACUAGCAAUCGACAACAUCGCAGAAAAAUGCCAGCGGCUCCGGGGGACACCUGUAGAAAAACUUGACGUUGAUUCCAAGCUGAAAGUGAUUCAGGAACACAUUUUAGAGCACACUGACAUCGUCAAAAUAGCCAGACUCCCAGAAUCAGCUGCGGCCUCUGAAGGACUGCAACCCAGUCCCCUAAGCAUCCUCAAGAAAGAGUCCAGAAUAUCCCGGCAUGCAUUGUUAGACUCGCCGUUCAAGUCCAGUCCUUCCAGAGGACUGAAAAAUGUGCAAAUGGCUCUGAGAUUCGCCGCCGAUGUUAAGCAGUCGUAGCAGGAGUCAAAGCUUAGAAGCAUUAUAAUGUAAACAAUUCUCCUUCUGAGGGCGUUACUCGUUGCUGAGAAUUAAACAAGGUUACAGAUGGUUGUUCGAAGAGAAAGUAUGCUAGGGAGGAGAGGGUAGGGAAGGUCUGCAAAUCCCUGGAACUGCUCUUCCAACGCGCCCGCCCUGCAGUACGAGGUUUUUUAACCGAGAUUUCUUGAUACUCUUGUGAAACGAAUUAUUGGCAGCUGGGUAGCUGUAUUGGGUAAUCUUAAAAUACCUUUUGUUGUCACAAUCUACAAUGAUCUUUUUUCAAUUCCUUUUUUCGAAGACUUUUUUAGACCUUUUAUGGCAAACAUUUUUGUACCUGCUUUUGUACAUAGGAUGGUGUUUGUAAAGUUAGUACAUUGAAAUACCAAGCUUUUUGGAGGAAAGUCAAAACUAUAUUUAAUGUGUAUAUAUAAAAUAUUGUUUAUUGAAAAAUAAAUUAUUUUCUAUUGAUAACUGGUGUCGUUGGCUUCUCUCUUUCUCUUUCAACCUACCAUCCAUUUUCUUCCCAAAACUUUUAAAAGCCCGUUUUAUACGCCGUGUUCGUAGCGAUAGCACUGACGGCGUUUGAAACAGGUCUUGCUGAUGCUGUACAGCUGACACACACAAGCUCUGGUAUAUCAAGCUAGACUUUCUGAAAAGUCCUUCGUCUUGUUUAUUAUUCGCUCGCUCGGCCGCUUCACGACCUUAAAACGGCCGCUUCGCGGCCUGACAUAUUCUACCCUGAAAUUCAUGAGGUCGACUUGUGGCAAGUCUAAUAUCAAGCUUAAUACAAGAAUUCCUCAUAAAUACAUUAUUGUAAAAGACGUAAAGUUUUACUGUUAAAGACCUCGGUGAUUUUCUAGUGGUCUUGAGUUUAACCUAAAUACUGUAGCAGAAAUAUCUGGAAAAUGCUCUUAAACCACCAGAACGAGUCUUCCUGCCGCUGCCCUCUCGCCGUUAGUAGUAUAUCGGCUGUGUAUAGCAUUUAGGAGAGUUAAGAAAGGGAGGCUACAAUUUGAACCACCACUGCGACCACAUGACCAGAAUCAGCAGUUUUUUGCGCGCAUUGUGAUUGGUUCAAACCACUUUACCACAGCUCCAACCCCCAGAGUUCAUUCUGACAGCAGAAAUAAAUGGGUCCUUUCCCGGUUUCCAGUUGGAGUUAGAUAAUACCUUGUUAGAUGAUUUUUUCAAGAGCUAUCAGUUUAGCAAACUUCGGAGGGGAAUUUGGCAGAAAAAGAUAAAAAACAAUCGCCUACAGUUCGUGUUCGCGCAGCAUUACUCGAUUUUACCGACUUUCAACUCGUGUUUUUUAUAACUCGAAUAGUUAGAAACACGGAAAAAGUUUGGUAUUUCUUAUAUUUGUACUUCACGAAAUUAAUUGAAGUCCUCGUGGUUCUCCUGAGUUCGAGCAACGCAACGCAACGUAAAACACAGUCAAAGUUUGGUUUUCGGGAAAGAAAAGCGUUGCAUGAUAAAUCUUUCAUUAAUCAUUUUGAUGUAUAUUAUCGCUGUACGUGUUCACUCGUCAAUCUUCAUUAGUGUUUUGACUUGCGCUAUGAACUCGCCAAAAUACCUCAACACUCUUAAAAUAUAUAUCCGUGUUUAUUAACCAAGUGCAAGGGCCGUACCAGGAGAUUGUCGGCCUGAUUUCUGGACAAUAAACCGACCGAGCGCGUCGAGGUCUACAAAAAGACCGCUACCAAGGUCCGAUAUUCACGAAGAACAGUCCCCAGCAAGCUUGCUUAAUAAACUAGAGAUUUAUUGCAAGACUGAAAAAUCCCAAGUUCACGGACCGGAUAGAUUCCGUAAACUUCCAACGUGCGAUCACAAGUUCGCCGCAAAAAGGAACACUUGAUCGCAGGUUCGUAAACUUCAAGUGAGCGCUUACUCAGAGCGCUUGCUCACCUCUGAAACACAAUACGUAGAAUUUGCAAUGAAAUCUUCCUCUUGUGAGACAUACCGAAAAGAGGUAAAAUGACCAAGAACACUUAAAUCCUCAAGUUUUAAUUUUAUCCCAACGUUACAAAUAUUUACAGAGAAAUAAGUUAAAUGUAGCGUUUGUUACAAUCCGAUCUCAGUGAUAUUCAGUGCCGUAUUUCAAGUUUUGUAAUCCUCUUGUCAAGUUUAAUACUUAAGAAGUAACUUGGUCAUGCUAUUUUGGCAAUUAAACUGGUAUUGGAAUUCCGGUUUGAAAGAGCAGUCAAAUGGGAUAGAAAUCCUCGAAAACAAUUCUGUAGGAAAAAAUUCAUUCAUACCGGAUAAUGUGGCCCUCUGGGGCACAGAAUUCACUUUUGUUCAUUUUUCUUAAAAAAAUCGCGGCCUGUCACCUGAUGAACGAUGGAUUCGUAAGGGUUAUCAUGCAUGUCAACAACCCAUAUCUUAGACAUAUAUAGUGAGUCACGAGUGGUAAAUGGAAU
Orbicella faveolata is the source of this 5793-nucleotide messenger RNA. Its product is annotated as coiled-coil domain-containing protein 42 homolog. The record is from RefSeq and is a predicted model, not a curated record. NCBI's taxonomy places the organism in Eukaryota, Metazoa, Cnidaria, Anthozoa, Scleractinia, Merulinidae.